GAACCGAAAGACGUGUUUGUUGACAGUAUGUGUGUGUGUGAUUGUGAACCGGCGUGACAUUUGGUUGUAUUUAAAAAUACGCGCUGUAUGUCGAAUCUAUAGUGCAACUGUAAAUCACGACAGCCUGAACUGCGCUGCUUCUGUGUUAAUGGACAGCGUCAAGAGAGGAAGAGGAGGCAGGAGUGGACGAGGAAGGAGAGCAAAUCGAGGUGGAGAGGACAGAGACACCUGCCUGUCUAAAUCCAUGUCUUAUGCACUUCGCCAUGGAGCCAGUCAGAUGGGUCUUCACAUGGGUACAGACGGCUUCCUGUUUGUGGAGGAACUCCUGGCUCAUCCUCAGUUCCGCUCAUAUUCAGUAGAAGAUGUAGAGAGAGUCGUGGCCACGAAUGACAAGCAACGCUUCAAGCUGCGUUCCCACCCGGAGGAUGGCCGUCUGCAGAUACGAGCCAAUCAGGGUCAUUCAGUGCAGGUUACGGAUUUGGAACUGAGACCAGUCCUGGCUGGCUCUCCAGACUGCCCUGCUGAGGCUGUCCAUGGCUCUUACCUCCGCAACUGGAGCUCCAUCCAGCAGCAGGGCCUCAGCCGCAUGAGGCGGACUCACAUCCACUUGGCAUCCGGCCUGCCGGGGGAGGACGGCGUCAUAAGUGGCAUGAGAAAAGACUGUGAUCUAGCUGUGUUUAUUGAUGUCCCCAGAGCUCUUGCUGACGGCGUCGAGUUCUUCUGGUCAGAAAAUGGUGUAUUGUUGACUCCGGGCGACGUUGAAGGCAAACUUCUCCCAAAAUACUUCACCCGAGCCCUGAGACUGAGGCCCACCCGGAGCGUCCUGCCGCUGCAGUAGCAGCUGAGGAAGCUGUUCACAGCUGGUCGUGGCUGAACUCACCUGACAGUCGGCGCAUCCCAUUGUUGGCUGAUUCUUAUCUUUGUUGCUGUGGCAACGCAUGAUCCGCAGCAGCAACCUCGACAGGCCUCUCGCAUCAGGAGAGAAAUAAUCCAUCCACUGACUGUAAUGACAGUUCAGUCAGCUUGUUUUUAGAAAACACACUUUAUAUUUUCCUUGUGGAGCUCCUGUUUUAUUCAGUUAUACUGUUGCUAAGAGUGAGCUGAGGCACACACUGGAUAUACUUGAAUGACAUUUUCUUGUAUGUUACAGCCUCACAGCAGGUUUAUCUUUGGCACUUCCACUUUCUAACGAGAAAACCCCCAGGCCCAGAUUUGAAUGCGUCCUGUGCUGAGUUUGGAUGCUCUCCCUGUGCACUGAUGGGCUUUAUGCUGGUACAGUUUUCUCCCACAGUUGAGGUUGUGACUAUAAAACUUGCUGUAGGCGUAAAUGUAAAUAUGUGCGUGUGUGUGUUUGUCGUAUGAUGGACUGGUGACCUGUCCCGGGUGUAUUCUGCCUGCACUGCAGCCCCCCGUGAUCUUGAUUGUGAGAAAGUUGGAAAAGGUAUAAAAGAUGUAUGGAUUGCAAAAAAAGUUAAAUUGUGAUUAUUAAAAAAAGAACUAUAAAGGAAACACAACAUUUCUUGUUC
This is a messenger RNA of Salarias fasciatus (jewelled blenny), 1526 nucleotides long. RefSeq names its product tRNA phosphotransferase 1 (gene trpt1). The transcript has 7 exons. Gene Ontology annotation, molecular function: tRNA 2'-phosphotransferase activity. The record is from RefSeq and is a predicted model, not a curated record. Gene Ontology annotation, biological process: tRNA splicing, via endonucleolytic cleavage and ligation. The coding region runs from base 149 to 838 and encodes 229 amino acids. Lineage: Eukaryota; Metazoa; Chordata; Actinopteri; Blenniiformes; Blenniidae.